AAAAAAGUAUUUUGAGUGGAAGAAAAACCAGGUCCACUAAAAUUGGAGGCACUUCUGAGAAUUGGUCUUCGUCUUCCUCAUUUCGCCGCCGUUGAAAAGAUGUCGUCUUCACCGCCUCCGCCGCCGCCGUCGACCACCACUCCCCACCUUCUGGUUUUUCCAUACCCAGCUCAAGGCCACAUGAUCUCACUCCUCGAUCUCACUCAUUAUUUAGCCUCCCAUGGCGGCUUCACCAUCACCGUCUUGAUUACCCCCAAAAACCUCCCCCUCCUUCAGCCCCUUCUUCAAGCCCACCCUUCAAUUCACACUCUCGUCCUUCCCUUCCCGGCGCACCCCAAUCUCCCCGCCGGUGCCGAACACGUCAGCCAAAUCGGCAACCACGGCAACUUCCCCAUCAUGGUCGCCCUCCGCCAACUCCACGACCCGAUCGUCCACUGGUUCAACUCCCACCCCGCCCCUCCCGCCGCCAUCAUUUCCGAUUCCUUCCUCGGCUGGACCCAACACCUCGCCGACCACCUUCAAAUCCCCAGGAUCGUUUACUACUCCUGCGGCGCAUUCCUCGUCAAUGUUCUUCACUACUCUUGGCUCCACAUUAAAACCGACCUUUUCCGUUCUUCCCCUGUCUUCCAUUUCAACGAAAUCCCCAAUUCCCCCUCCUUCAAAAAGGACCAUUUACCGUCGUUAAUCAAGCGGUACCAGGAUUCGAACCCGGAUUGGGAUUUAUUAAGGGACGACGCGUUGGCUAAUACAUCAUGCUGGGUUAGCGUCUUCAAUUCCUUCGAGACAUUGGAGGGUGAGUUCUUGGAGCACUUCAGGGAUUUGAAUGGCGAAGGGCGUGUGUUUGGAAUCGGACCGCUAAAUCUCAUCGGCGCAGCCGAUGGGCGUAGCUCAAUUCGUGAUUCGACCUCGGAGGUACUCACAUGGCUCGAUGGCUGCGCUGAUAGUUCGGUGCUUUACGUUUGUUUCGGGAGUCAAAAGCAGCUGAAUCAGCAGCAAAUGGAGGCACUGGCUUCCGGGCUUGAGAGAAGCGGCGCUCGAUUCGUGUGGGUGGUUAAGACAUUUAAUCAAACAGUUGGUGGGUGUAAUGAAAUACCAAUUGGGUUCGAAGAUCGGGUGUCGGAUCGGGGAAUUGUGGUGAAGGAAUGGGUUCCACAAGUGGCGAUAUUGAACCACCGAGCGGUCGGGGGGUUUUUGAGUCACUGCGGGUGGAAUUCGGUGCUUGAAAGCGUAACGGCGGGGGUGCUGAUAUUGGGUUGGCCGAUGGAGGCGGACCAGUUCGUGAACGCUAAGCUAUUGGUGGACGACAUGGGGGUGGCGGUGCGCGUGUGUGAGGGGGCGAACUCGGUGCCUGAUUCUGAUGAGUUGGGGAAAGUGAUCGCUAUGUCUUUGAGCGGAGACUGUCCGGAGAAAAUGAAGGCAGGAGCGCUCAAGAGAGCGGCGGUGGACUCUGUAAGGAGUAAUGGAAGCUCCUGGAAGGACAUGCGAGGCUUUGUCGACAAGCUGAAGCAGCUUCCUUGUCGGAAUUUCUAGUUACUUUUGUGAGUAAUAUUUCGAUCCUCCAUAGAAACCAGAGCAUUGUAUCAGUGUAUGUUGUUUGUAUGCUUAUAGUGUAUGAACUGGAGGGAUUCAGGCAUCCUAUUCUAAAGCAGAGUCCUUUGAAUCAGUA
This is a messenger RNA of Cucurbita pepo subsp. pepo (vegetable marrow), 1666 nucleotides long. Its product is annotated as UDP-glycosyltransferase 89A2-like. Gene Ontology annotation, molecular function: UDP-glucosyltransferase activity. Lineage: Eukaryota; Viridiplantae; Streptophyta; Magnoliopsida; Cucurbitales; Cucurbitaceae. The record is from RefSeq and is a predicted model, not a curated record.